AUGUCAAUUGCUGUACCUUCCAUCCUCGAGCGCGGAUUCGCCUCUCAAGACAUCAUCACUCGCGAUGUUGUUAUCAUUGGCGGAGGAGCGACAGGUACAUACGCUGCGGUACGUCUGAGGGAGGACUUCAACAAAAGUGUCGUUGUUAUAGAGAAGACUGGACGACUUGGAGGACAUACCGAGACGUAUUUUGACCCUGUCACGGGAUACCCUGUGGACUAUGGUGUACAAGCUUGGGUCGACGGCCCAAUCGUGAGGAACUUCACUGGACGAUUUAAUAUCAGUCUUGUUCCUGCCGUUUCACCACCUUUCGCCACAGACUAUAUUGACUUCAAGACCGGCAAGCAUGUUAUACCACCAUUCACCAACGCGACAAUCAUAGGGCAGGCUCUUGGGACUUAUUUCCAGCUGAUCUUGCAAUGGCCUUUUCUCGCCGAAGGAUAUAAUCUCCCUAGUCCAAUUCCAGCGGAUCUUCUCCUCACAUUUGGAGAUUUCGUCAAUAAAUAUGGAAUUCAAGCUGCUGUUCCAACGAUUUGGACCUUUUCACAGUCGGUAGGGGAUAUUCUGAAUACCCCAACAAUCUACAUCGUCCAGACCUUCGGGAUCUCUGAAGUCCAAGCAGUAUUGGAGAAUGGGUUUGUGGUUCCAGCAGACCAUUUCAACAGCGAGCUUUACCUCAAAGCUUCAGCAUUACUCGGCGCAGAUGUCUUGUACGGCACCACCACCAUCGAUGUUGCUCGCCACGAUGUUGGUCUUCAGCAAAUUACCGUCCAGACACCUACUGGCCAGAAGCUCAUCAAAGCCAAGAAGAUUCUUGUGACGAUUCCACCUACAGCCGACAACAUGAAGCCGUUCACUCUCAACCACCACGAAUCAUCUCUCUUCAACCAAUGGCAAUAUACCACGUACUAUACAGGAAUCAUCCGCAACGGUGUUCCAGACGACGUCAACGUUAUUAAUACCCAAAGUGGCACGGAAUUUGACCUCCCUACUUUGCCAUUCGUCCAAGAAUUCUCCUUCAGCGGCGUCCCUGGACUACAUACAUUCCAUACAGUUAGCACGAAAUCACAGACAGACGCGGAUGUCGAAAGUCUGAUCCUUUCUGACCUCACCGCAAUGUCAAGCGCCGGAACCUUUCCCGCCAGUUCUCCUUCUAUCGAAGUCCUUAGCAACCAUACGCCACUCGGCCUUCGUGUGACCGCUGACUCGAUUGCUGCUGGAUUUUAUGCCAACCUUUAUGCGCUACAAGGGCUGAAAGGAACAUUCUAUACUGGACUGGCUUGGGCUGGCGAUUAUACAAGCGUGCUGUGGACGUUCACCGAUGCGCUUCUCCCGGGCAUCGCUGCUGCUGCUACUUGA
This is a messenger RNA of Mollisia scopiformis, 1359 nucleotides long. RefSeq names its product FAD/NAD(P)-binding domain-containing protein. The record is from RefSeq and is a predicted model, not a curated record. NCBI's taxonomy places the organism in Eukaryota, Fungi, Ascomycota, Leotiomycetes, Helotiales, Mollisiaceae. The transcript has a single exon. The coding region runs from base 1 to 1359 and encodes 452 amino acids. Gene Ontology annotation, molecular function: oxidoreductase activity.